CCUCUUGCCCCCUCCCGGCGCGGAUCCCGCCCGGCACACUCCACCCACCCGCGGCUACUUGUGCCCCCCUCCACGGGCCGCCGGCAUUCCCGAGUUGGGCGGCCGCGGGAGCUGAGCCCGUCCCGGCACGGCGGUCAUGUCGCGGGGCCCCGUGGCGGCGGUGCGGCUGCUGGCGCUGCUGAUCUGUUUGAAUUAUGGACAUGGACUCUAUGUGAAGGUUUAUAACCGAAAUGACAGGAGUGGCCUGCUGUCUCAUCCCAGCAGCCCAGUCAGACAGAAGCGAGAAUGGACAGUCCCUCCAGCUUUCAUACGGGAGGAGGAGGACAAUUCCUAUAAGAAUCCAAUUGCUAGAAUACAUUCAGAUCUUGAAGCUACAGGAAUAGUAGUAACUUACACUAUAUCUGGUCAAGGAGUAACAGAACCCCCUUAUGGAUUAUUUGUUAUCAAUGGAAAGACUGGUGACCUGAACAUAACAGGAAGGGUGGACAGAGAGAAGACUCCCAUUCUUCUUGUCCGAGGCCAUGCACUAGAUAAGAAUGGGGCAAAACUGGAAGAGCCAAUAGACCUCCCAAUUAAAGUUGUGGAUAUAAAUGACAAUUUUCCAGUGUUUUCACAUGAAGUUUUUGUUGGUUCAGUUGAAGAAUUAAGCGAAACAGGUACAAUUGUAAUGAGGAUAAAUGCAACAGAUGCAGAUGAACCAAAUAAUCUAAAUUCCAAAAUUGCUUUCAGGAUUGUUUCCCAAAGCCCUAGCAAUGCAUUCAGCAUGGAUAAGAAUACUGGCGAGGUUCGAGUAGCCAAAAUAAACCUUGACAGAGAGACACAAAGUAGUUAUUCUUUGGUGGUGGAAGCAAAGGACCGUGGUGGUGAAAAAGAUGGGAAUGCUGCAACAUGUUCUUUAGAAAUCAAGGUUCUGGAUGUCAAUGACAAUCUGCCUGUUGUUGAAAGUCAUGCAUUUGAAGGAAGCAUUGAAGAAAACAGAGCAAAUGUGGAAAUUAUGCGAAUAAAAGUAUUUGACAAAGAUGAAGAGUUUUCUGAUAAUUGGCUGGCAAACUUUACAUUUGUUUCUGGCAAUGAAGGUGGUUUUUUCAAAAUUGUAACAGAUACCCAAACAAAUGAAGGAAUUUUGACCGUUGUGAAGGAGCUGGAUUAUGAAAAAAUGCAAAGCUUAAACUUAGGCAUUGUUGUUACAAACAAAGCAGAGUUCCACAAGUCGAUUAAACCCAGUUAUAAAGCAGAAACAAUUCCAAUCAAAAUUAAGGUGAUCAAUGUGCAGGAAGGCCCUGUGUUCCCUGGUGGCACAAAAAUUAUUGAAGCAAGUGAGGAACUGCAGGUAAAACAGGUUAUUGGACAGUAUCAAGCCUAUGAUGAAGACACUGGAAAAAUAGCAGAACACAUUAGAUACAUGAAAGGAAAAGAUGCAGCAAACUGGAUCACUGUAGACUCAGUCACAGGUGAAAUACGGCUUGCUAAAAAUCUUGAUUAUGAAUCACCUCAUGUAGUAAAUGGUACCUACACUAUCACCAUGUUGGGUGUAACUACUGAUUCCCCAAGGAAAACAAUCACUGGCACAGUCGUCAUUCAAGUUAAAGAUGAGAAUGAUAACUGCCCAGUUAUUGUGAACCCUGUGCGGACUGUGUGCUCAGAUGCGAAAUUAGUUGAUGUUACAGCUCAUGAUUUGGAUGGUUACCCAUACAGUUAUCCCUUCAGCUUUACUGUCAUUGAUGAGCCAGAAGGGACAGCAGAAAAGUGGAUAAUUGCAUCUGGAAAUGACACCAGCAUCCAGCUGGUACCACAAAACUUGAAGCCGGGCAGAACUGAAGUUCCCAUGCUAAUAAAGGAUUUCCAGGGGGUCAGCUGUGCUCUGCCACAGUCUCUGCAGCUGACUGUUUGUGACUGUACAGAUGAUGGUGUGUGCCAGGAGAGGUUUGUUGGUGUGAAGUCAGUGGGUCUGGGACCAGCAGCAGUUGCACUAAUCAUCUUGGCAUUUUUACUUUUGCUGCUUGUUCCACUGUUGCUGCUCCUGUGUCCGGGUGGCUUGGGAGCAAAGGGAUUUGGUGGAGCAAAGACGUUUGCUGACAUACCAGACCACAGUGAAGCGAUGCUGCGUCAGUGGAACAGUGAAGGAGCAGCUCCUGAGGAGAAGCCAGUGCUAAGCUUCAUUCCACCCACUGUGCUUGGGAACGUGAAAGGAGGAACGGCAGCAGCGGCAGCAGGAGCAGCAGCAGCAGCAGGAAUGAGUGGAGAAGAAGCUCUAAUAGGAGCAGGCAGCUCUGUCUCUCACGUAGGAGAGCAUCACAACACUAUUACCAGGGAAAGAUGGGAAGAGCAAAGGCGUCUUCUUUCUACUGCCGACUAUGGAGCCAUGGCAGCUGGAGCAGCUGAAGGCAUGGCAGGUGUGGAUGGCAAGACAGUCAUGUCUGGAGGAGGAGUUGCUGUGGGAGCAGCUGGAGCCAUGAAUGAAGAAUUCUUAAGAGACUACUUCAAUGAUAAAGCUGUCUCUUUUGCGGAUGAAGAUGAAGAGCAAGCUGCAAAAGACUGUCUCCUGAUUUAUUCCCAGGGAGAAUCAGGCUCCCCUCAUGGCUCCGUUGGCUGCUGCAGCUUCAUUGAGGGGGAUCUUGAUGACCAUUUUCUUGAUGAUUUAGGAGAAAAGUUUAAGACUCUAGCAGAAAUAUGUAUAGGUAGACAGAUCAACAUGAAAGACAGUGGCUACAAGAAUGAAUCAGGUUUUGGUCUUAGUGAAGCUAAGUCACAGUUCUUACAUCAGCAGAAUGCUUCCACCUCUGAACAAGCCUUUGCCUCAGGCAGUGGUUUCCAGUCCAUCCCACCCAUGCAAACAGGCAGUGGCACAGGAGAAAGCACCCUCUCCAAGGAGGUGGUCACAGAAACAACCUUUUCAUCAUCCCAUUCUGGGCAGCACAGUGCCCGUCACCUUCCCACAAGCCACACAGAGAGCAAUGUCACUGUGACAGAAACAUCCUAUUCUGUGGGGGCUCCUGCCCACUCGGCCCCUGUCUUUUUGGACCCCCAGUUUAAGGAGAAUGUAGUGGUGACAGAGAGAGUGCUGGCACCUGCAUCGAGCAUUCAGGGGAUGGUGAAAAUCCCUGAUUUGCCACAUGGAAGUAACGUGGUGGUUACAGAAAGGAUGGUGAAGUCAGCAGGUACAGGGCCAGGAGCCCUGGCAGUUCAGGAUCUUCCUGACUCGCAGUAUGUCGUGGUGAGGGAGCGAGAGAGGGUGCUUGUGCCAGCUGCAGAGCAGGGCUCGCUCAGUUUCCCCGCUUCGACAGAGGAAUGCAGCACGGUGCUGAAUGAAAGGGUGGUGACAGCCUCGGGGCUGCAGAGCAGAGCUGAACAGGCAACAGGUGCCAGCUCAGGAAGGAAAGAGCAUGCUCUGAUCACAGACUCCGCACUUAACUUGAUGGGCUCUGUCUCACAAGGGCCAUCUCCUGCCGGUGCCACACUGAGCAAGUCUUCCAGGGUCACCAAAUACAGCACAGUGCAGUACACUCGCUCAUAGCCUGGCUCCAUGCGGGGGUGGCAGUGUCCAGCUGGAGCUUCCAGAAUGACAUGUACUCAUUUGCACUAGUUUGUAUAAGUAUGGAUUAUAUGACCAGGAAGCAAGUAAGGAAAUCUGGUGUUAUGUUACAUUGGUAGGGAUGCCUUUGAAAUGAAAAGAUAGAUGUGGGAAAUACUUUUUUUUUUCCCCUGGUUUGCUAUUUUUUAUUGCUUUUUAUUAGACAGAUAGUGUAACAAUGCCAUAUAACCAGAGCUGUAUAAUUAUAGGAAAACAGGAAAAAAGUCUCCAAUCUAGUGAUGGAUAGUAGCCUGCAAAGCACAAGUAAAGUUUUUGAACUGCUGUUGACUGCAUCUGAAGUCCUCCUGUGAGGGCAGUCAGUUUCUCAUUGUGUGUUUGCCGUUGUGUUGUGGGCCAUGGUAGCUCCUCCUGAACCUUGCCAAGAACUCCUCCUGAGAAGCCCAGGCCACCAAAGCUAGUAUGCCUUCAGAGCAGUGGUGUGUUGAUCUCCUGAAGAGAUGUCACAAUUUCGGGUUAUCAGAAUUUGUAACUUAAGCAAUAAUACUUGCAUAAUACCACAGCAGUUAGAGACCAAGUAGCAAAAAAGCUGAGAACUACAAUUUUUCAUUACCUCAGUCUAAAAGUUCCAUUACUUGGUGUGGGUCUACACUGAAAUGGACAAGUAAGCAUUUGCAUCGUGCACAUUUCUCACUUUAUUUAACUCAUGAGAAACAGCCAAGGCUUACCUUAGCCUUAGAGUCAGAGGUUCAGUCAGUGGCUUUGUCAGCAAAGCUUACGGCCUUUGGACAUCUGUAGGAGCUGAUUUACAGGUGCAAUUUGGUAUUUGGAAUUGGUUCUGGAACUCACAGACAUAGAAGUCAGCCUUGUGUGUGUGAGGUUCCACUAGUUUCAGUAUCAGAGCUCAAGUGGCUGGUAUAGUGCUGUGUAAUGACAGCUUCCCUUGGCUGUGACAAGAUAACAGGAAGCUCCCUUUAGCUCUGCAAUAUUUGAGCUUACUUUGCUUUCCUUGAAGUUUAUGUGGUAAAAGCAAGAGAUGGUACUGCACUGUAUAUAUAUGCACACAUGUAAAUAUUUUUAUGCUGUUUGGAACAUUCUGAAGUUAAUUUUAUACUGGAAAAAAUGUCUUACAACUCCUUAUAUUUUCUCAGAGUAGAAGUAUUUUAGAGGAGGCAUAGGUAGCAUGUUUAUCUCAUACCUGUAAAAUCGGCAAGUGCAAAGCCCGUGGACCUGCAGAACUUUCAGAUUGUCUCCAUCUCCUGGAAUUUUCCUGCAGCUGCAGUGUUAUGUUUUCCACUGAUGUGUUCUGCCUUUGACUGGAAAUGCUCUCAUUGUGUUUAGUUUUACUAAUAGUAAAAGUUGCUUCAAAAACAUAAAUACAUGAACUAGGAAACCAUGGCUGUGCUCAACUGUGACAGCUGGGGCAUUAUGUUAAGUGGAGAAGUAUUUUCAAACAUAUCAGACUCCCUGCUUGCUUGGACCUAUUGGUUAUUUAUCUCUUACACUACAUUUUUAAAAUACAUGCAUUUAUUUCUAAGCAAGCCUGCAGUUCCAAGUGGUCACCACUCUUCUGAAUUUCUGAUAGAGUAUCUUUGUGCGUUUAUGCAAUCUUAAAAUAAAGAACUCUACUGUAUUUUUUAAUUCUUCAUUCAAACAGCUACCCCAGUGAAAACAGUGGCUUUCCUACUGCAAAUAAAGAGUUUAAAGAUAGAAUGAGGACUGAGAUUUCCCAAACAGCCUCAAGGAAUAUCUGAAGGAUGCAGAGGUAAAAAUGUUGGUGUCCUGCUGUAACUUAAAGAUUCUGACAAAAAUGUGAAUUCUGCCUUGUGGUUAAGUGCACUAAAUUCUGUACUAACUUGAUGCAAGAGAACAGCAUCCCUGCCAUAGAUUUACUGGGCUUUGAGUCAGACCCUUCAAAUCAGUUUAUGCUUCCAGUUUAUGCAUGGCACAGAACAGUCUCAGUUUUAUAACACAUUAAAACAUACAGUUGUUAGCAUCCAGGAGAAGAGGUAAGAGUGUAAUGUUCGUAUAUAAACUGCUUUCACAGAUCUGCUUGUAAAGAGUCUAUUUGAAUGGAUUUGGUAAGAGCAAGUCUCCAUUAUUUUACUUAGACUUGUACCAAGGCUGCAGCUACUAUCAGCAUAUCAGCAUGUGUUAAUGCUGGCAGAACAUCCAUCAGAUUAAGUCACUCACUUCUCAUGGAGCUGUGUUUUGUAAACGAUAGUGACUGGUGGGAGGAAUGUGCAGACCCAAAUUAAUGGAAGUUCCUGGUUAGCAUCUGACUACUAGAUAACCCUGAGAGGGGGACUAGCCCCAGACACUUAUCUUUGUGAGAGAUGCCUUGUUGUGACUUCAAAAGGAAAGCAAAGUCUGUAAUUUUCUUAUCUAACAAUAAUAGAGCACAGUUAUGCUGAAAUUCCAGCAUGACAGGGAUUAGAUCCAUGCUGCUUUCUGUGAUUUAUGUUACCUGUGAAUCUUGGUAAGUAUGGUGGACUCCAUGAGUAUAAGCCAGCCUGCCACAACAAGGAUGCAGCUUGUGUCCUGCAUACCUACAAGGAAGUAUCUCUGUGUCAUCCCUCAGUGUCUAGUUGGAGCUAGGUUAGACUUUGCAAGAUAGUACAAUCUUUUCCAGGCUCCAUUCUUUCCUGGGAAUUUGCCCAUAGUCCCCCGUCAAAGGUUUAAAGCUUCUCAGGCUUAUCAGCAGUAAAUCAGUUUUUAAAAAGUUAAAUCAGCUGCUAUCCCUAGGAGAGUGUUUUAUGGCCUUAAGGCAUCUCAAAAAUGCAUCACUCCUCCAGUGUGCACUGCAGUGGUGGAGCUGGUGGUGCUCUCUGUCUCCUCUGCUGGCCCCUUCUCCUUCCAGGUGGCCUUUGAGCUUCCAGGGAGCUCAGAGU
Molecule: messenger RNA, 6420 nt
Organism: Motacilla alba alba
Lineage: Eukaryota; Metazoa; Chordata; Aves; Passeriformes; Motacillidae
Product: desmoglein-2-like
Exons: 15
Coding region: 137-3514 (1125 amino acids)
Biological process (GO): homophilic cell-cell adhesion
Cellular component (GO): desmosome; plasma membrane
Molecular function (GO): calcium ion binding
Source: RefSeq, a predicted model, not a curated record